Vitis riparia (riverbank grape) is the source of this 922-nucleotide messenger RNA. Its product is annotated as V-type proton ATPase subunit c1-like. Gene Ontology annotation, cellular component: proton-transporting V-type ATPase, V0 domain. The transcript has 3 exons. Lineage: Eukaryota; Viridiplantae; Streptophyta; Magnoliopsida; Vitales; Vitaceae. The record is from RefSeq and is a predicted model, not a curated record. The coding region runs from base 72 to 566 and encodes 164 amino acids. Gene Ontology annotation, biological process: proton transmembrane transport. Gene Ontology annotation, molecular function: proton-transporting ATPase activity, rotational mechanism.
CAAGGAGAGAAUCAGAGAGACAGAGAGACUAAGCUGAUCCAAGCGACGUCGUUUCAGAUCCACUAUCUAAAAUGACUACAUUCAGCGGCGAUGAAACGGCACCGUUUUUCGGAUUCCUCGGCGCCGCUGCUGCCCUCGUCUUCUCCUGUAUGGGAGCUGCGUAUGGAACGGCGAAGAGUGGCGUCGGAGUCGCGUCGAUGGGAGUGAUGAGGCCGGAGCUGGUGAUGAAGUCGAUUGUACCAGUUGUUAUGGCUGGAGUUUUAGGUAUUUACGGGCUUAUCAUUGCUGUUAUCAUCAGUACUGGGAUUAACCCUAAGGCCAAAUCGUACUACCUUUUCGAUGGCUAUGCGCAUCUCUCGUCGGGUUUGGCGUGUGGUCUGGCCGGGCUCUCAGCCGGAAUGGCAAUCGGGAUUGUUGGCGAUGCCGGUGUCAGGGCUAAUGCGCAACAGCCUAAACUUUUUGUUGGUAUGAUCCUCAUUCUCAUCUUUGCUGAAGCACUGGCCCUAUAUGGCCUUAUUGUUGGCAUUAUCUUGUCAUCCCGAGCUGGCCAGUCCAGAGCAGAAUAAGAAAGGGACUGUACUACCCAGUAUUCUUGUAUCGUUCAUUGGUAACAUUUUGGGAAGAAAAUAACUUAAUUCUUCUGAGAUCAGCAGUGGUUGGUGAGCACUUGCAGGGUUCACCAAUGUUUUCAUAAUGGAAGUUAGUGCUCCAAAACAAUCUUUCUGUUCUGUUAUUUGUAGAAGUAGGAUUGAGUUUAUCUGCAAGAAUAAAAUGCUUGUGAAGGCUGUAUUUGUUUGGUAUAGAAACUAGGAACUCUGGACCUAGUGCAUGUAUGAUUUUUGUUUUCUGCGGCCUUGUGCUCAUUUAACUUUGGCAAGUUUAUACAUAUAAUUUGAACAAUUUCUUGGUUCCUGUGUUUAAA